AUGGUUUUCGCUGCCAUAGAAAAAUGGUCGCAGAAAGAUAAUAGCAGCAACAGACCAUCAGCUAAGGAAACCCUAAUGGAGAAAACCCUCUCCCAAAGGAAGAAAAGGAAGAUAAAGAAGAGGGGAACGAAGAGUGCUAUCCAACAGCAGAGCAACAAGUUGCAACAACGACAACCACCCCUCCUCGAUGGCAGAAAGUUUCCACCACUCGGUCCUAAACGUGGACCGAAAAAGAGUGAUUCCAACACAAUUGAAAGUUGGGUGAAAGUGGUGGGAAGAAAACAAAAGAGAAGGGAAAAUAAAGAGGAGAAAAAGAGGAAGAUCAAAGAAGCUCAGUCGAAACCUGCGGGCGAUAAUAAGCAAGGAAAGAAUGGCAAACCGAAACCAAAGCGCAAAGUACCUAGAACAGCGGCGGUUACAGCGCCGAAAGACGCGUACAAGGAGCUGCUUAAAAAGGUGUAG
This is a messenger RNA of Harpegnathos saltator (Jerdon's jumping ant), 462 nucleotides long. RefSeq names its product chromodomain-helicase-DNA-binding protein 2-like. Lineage: Eukaryota; Metazoa; Arthropoda; Insecta; Hymenoptera; Formicidae. Bases 1 to 462 code for a protein of 153 amino acids. The transcript has 2 exons. The record is from RefSeq and is a predicted model, not a curated record.